Messenger RNA from Arachis ipaensis, 609 nucleotides. Lineage: Eukaryota; Viridiplantae; Streptophyta; Magnoliopsida; Fabales; Fabaceae. The record is from RefSeq and is a predicted model, not a curated record.
AUGAAAAUUAUGAGAAAAAGAGCAACAUUAUCGAGAAACACAAAAGUAAGAAGUGAAAUCCCUAAGUAUAUUAGUCUCAAAUCCAAAUACCAUGUACUUAACUUUGUAUAUAUUCAAAUUUAAGUAUUAUCCAUAGUAUGAUUCCUGAGUUCUGAGCAUGGAUAUCAAAAACCGGUGCCAUUCUUGCAAGAAAAGCAUUAUCCAAUUCGGAAGGUGUUGCAAUGAUGAAGAUGCAAACAAUAGUUCCGUGUCACUCUCAGCAAUUGGAUCAAGCAAGUUGAGGUGGAAAGUUCUGUGGAUGAAGCUGAAGAUGAAAAAGAAGAAGCUCUUUGAUUCUUCUUCAGCAUCAUCAUCAUCACAUCCUUAUUAUGAUGCAUACACAUAUUCUCAGAACUUUGACCAUGGUAAUGCAAAGGAUGAAGCAGAUAACCUCUCUAGAUCUUUCUCUGCUCGCUUUGCUGACUCUUCUAAAGUAACUACCGUUAUUACCAACCAUAAGGUACUUUAACUAAGGCAAUGCCAUGCCCAAUUUCUCAGUUUCUUUCUUUUUUUUUUCUUUUUAAUUUUCACUCUGUAUAUCAUUCCAAUGUUAAAUGCUUGCUACAUUAA